AUGGUAAAUCAGGUGGGAGUUGAUUGGUGUCAUUGUAAGGUCCUCGACAUUUUCGGCUCAAUGGGUUCGUGUUCUAACGUUGGGUUAUUUUUGGCAAAUGAGAAAAAGGACUUUCUUGCCCAGUACAUGUACCUCACAUUUUCUAAGUUUAGUGCAACGAAAUGCCUCAAUAUAAUUGGAACAUCUCUCAAUCAGGGUCCCUCAAGUGAUUCCGUAUUUACAAAUACUCAAAUCAGUCUUUGUUGCUGCAUUACAGCAGCUCGAUUAAUCCCGUGUCAUUAUUACUUUCGGAAGUCGAAUCUUGCUACGCUUCUCUUCACUGAACUGAGUGGAGAUCGUGUUUUACCAAACCUUUCAAAUGACACAAAUCCUAUUUGUAGUGUUCUGCUUAAUUUUAUCAAAGGCGACUUUAACCAGGUCUGUAUGUACUCUUCGCGAAUAUUACAGUGGUUACCAUACUGGAAUGUGGAUCUAUCACCUUGUGCAUCUGUAUUGAAGAGUUUUGAUGAUGUUAAAUAUUUAGAUGGAUCUAAUACCGUUAACUUUCGAGGUAUUAAGAUAGUCCUGAGAUCUCUUCGCAACUACGCCCAUACUAACGCGGGUCUCACUACCAAUGACAAAGUUUUCGCGUUGAUCUCUGAAAUGGCUGAUCAUGUAUGCGAAAACUUAACCAUAUUAGAUAUUCGCAUGGAAUUCGAAGAAGUAUGUGACUUGAUAUGCAUGUUUGCUGGAAGUGAACUUUCCCUCAUGAAGGAUUAUCAAUCUGAGAAAUCUUUGGAACUUGAAAAUCGUCGCAUUCAUUCAGGCAAUGAGUUUCACGACAAUUAUAAGCUGAAGUUAGUAAAAAGACUGAUUUCUGAUAGUGUAAGACCCUCGUUUGUGACUGAGGUGACGCGUGCUAUAACAGAAGCUUGUGCAUCAACGAAAUUCGCGGAUGCUCCAUGCACAUUUUCAUUUUCUGGGAAAGCGGAAACGAAUGGUUCUCUCCAGUUCGUAUUGCUUUAUAUGCACUAUUUUACCUCGGCAUCUUUUGGGAAGUUUUUAACUCCGGAUGUUCCCAUUACUAAUGAAUCGGCUGACCGAACGCAGGCCACCGUCUCAACUGCCUGUACAGCCUGGCUUUCCUCCGUCGGGGCUGCUGUUGGAUUGCCGACCUCUGGACUCCUUUUGAGUUCGAGCGUCAGACAUUUAUGCGAAAUCGUCCUAGACAAACUUUUACCGAUGACUCUUGCUUUUGUGAUGUCAUCUGAUGCAAAUCACGGAGAGUCUUUCGCUGAUAUAGUUCUCGCAUUGUUCAAUCCCUUGAUUAACUUCUUCUCGGGAUUUACUGAAAACGUGAAUCUGCAAAAGUCUGGUCUAGCACGCCAGAUUGUCAAUAUAAUGGUAGGCAAAGAACAUUUCUCCUGUGCCAAUGGCGCUCAAAAGUACCUCGAGAGGAUGUCUAUAGCAAUUGCCGACAUUCUGGUGCUUCGAACGCUCUGCGAAAUCCUGUGCUCAGUGCUUCAGGAUAACAAUCAGACCAUAGUAAAUGGAAGAUCAUCUAACGUAGUUGACUUCCUCGAGGAAAUAGUGCUUACUUUGACUCAAUUUGGGAAGCAGUUUGACUCAAUCGUUCGUCAGCUUGCGGACCGCAUUACAGAAGUGGCCAUUCAGCACUCCAAAUUUGUUUGUAAUGACUCUUCUUCAUAUCAGCCUGUUGAAAAGCUACUGAAGACUCUCAGCAUAGGAGACUUUGGUCCGGCUGCUUCUGCAGAUAAAGGGGCCGAAGUUGGUCCCAGUGAGUGGAGCUUCUUUAUGAAUGCGUUGUGGAAGUCGUUUUGUGCUACAUGUCCCGCAGGUCUUGCUCGGCAAAUGUACAGUCGAGUUGUGGCCGAGACGCUCGUGCAUAUUGUCCACAUGGUGGCCAAUGCCACUUUAACGAACGAUGACGAGGUCAAGAACUUGACGUCAUUCAUAUGGAGCACCUUGAGAGAAACUCAUCAACUGAUAUUUCGCUGUGUAGAAACGGAGGCCGAAAUUCUCGGCCAAGGAUUGCUCUCAAGUGACUUGCAAACCAUACACUCCUCUGCGCUAAUGCUUACGCAAUGCCUUAUCGUGUUCGGUGCACCCACGGAAAUCAUCAGCAAGGUACACUUAAAGGGAUUCUUUUCUGAACUCAGAAAUGGUUCAUUCAUAGUGCCAUUCGAACCUAGCAACUGGCUUAAAAUAAUCGACCCUCGUCGAUUUCGUCAAUCUUCCAAAGAGGCUCAAGAACUCUUGGUUUUAUUUCGACACUUCAAAAGUAAUCCGUACUUUGACCCACUAAGCGCAUUGAAGGCAAGUUGUUGUUUCGAAAUUAGCAUAUUGUUAACUUUCUUCGAUAAUGGUAGACUUCUCAAGCCGUUGCUACAUUCUCAUUCAUGGGUCAAUUCAGAACAAUCAGGCUCAGACAGAGAUUCCAUCUUUGCCGUAUACAAGGCGUGUUUUAAGUUAUUUGCUAUUGCUGACUUUCCAAAUGACUGCUACGGCAAUAUCCUAGCACCUCUUUUUGAAAGCGCUAAAGGUAUUGGUAUCCUUAAUAUUGAGAGUUCACCACCAUAUCCGGUAUGGUUUGAAGCUUUUAUUGACUUUAUUGCGGACUCAAUGCAAUCGAUAUUUAAGAUGCUCUGUGAUUCGGCACUUGACCGCACGAUAGUAGCAGAAAUCAGAACUAACCUUAUGGGGUCCAACAUUGCUGAUAGUUUCUGUGAGAGAGAUGGCCCCCCCUCAGGGUCUACAAAUGAGACCUUUUUGUGUCCCUUAUCACCUGACUUCACUUUGCAAUGCAUUGAAAUAAUAAAUGAACUCUACUCUGUUGCGAUGGAAAAUUUGCCCCCAAUGCUGCUGACAUUCUUCGGACAGCAAGAUGUUGCGCUCAGCUAUCUAGAUGGAUCUCAUCCAUCUGUCGGGGGAUCUGUUACUAUCCAGGUCAUCCUCGCGUCUCUCAAGCGUCGAGUAGAUAAUAGCCCAAUAAAUAAAACUGUGAAAUUUGAAUGUCACAGAAUUUUGGCUAGGAUCAUCGACACCCUAAAUGAUGGUUCAAAAGAGGAGAUUAUUUCUUCCCGUAAAAAUUUCAAAAGAUGUCUCGAAGCGUACUCUGAUCGUGAUAGUUUCCUCAACGAAAAGAAGACUCCAGGAGAUCUCCAUUUCCAAAUAACACAGCAACUGCGUCUUGUUCAACACUCAGAUUUCGCUGCUCUACUAACGCUUCAUGACGUUUUAAAGUGCAAUCUGGACUUGGUACAGGACAUAUAUUUGCACGAUUCUAACAUCAAAUCAUCAAACACCCCACAAGCAACAUUCCCAGAUCCCAAAUUGCACAGUAGUCCACUGACGCUUUUCGCGAAUGAGGGUCCCUUCACCGAGGAAAUCUUGUGGGAGGACGUCUGCUGUAGUGAUCUUGGCCUUACGUGUGAUACUCUAACUCGACUAUUUUCUUUGAAAUCGGAACAGUCGAAUGCUCUAAGGCACCUGCACUCUGACUGA
This is a messenger RNA of Echinococcus granulosus, 3504 nucleotides long. RefSeq lists its product as hypothetical. The coding region runs from base 1 to 3504 and encodes 1167 amino acids. Lineage: Eukaryota; Metazoa; Platyhelminthes; Cestoda; Cyclophyllidea; Taeniidae. The record is from RefSeq and is a predicted model, not a curated record. The transcript is spliced from 18 exons.